Paramacrobiotus metropolitanus is the source of this 2205-nucleotide messenger RNA. RefSeq names its product serine/threonine-protein kinase 4-like. Lineage: Eukaryota; Metazoa; Tardigrada; Eutardigrada; Parachela; Macrobiotidae. The transcript is spliced from 5 exons. Gene Ontology annotation, molecular function: protein serine/threonine kinase activity; ATP binding. The record is from RefSeq and is a predicted model, not a curated record. Gene Ontology annotation, cellular component: cytoplasm. Bases 358 to 1845 code for a protein of 495 amino acids. Gene Ontology annotation, biological process: intracellular signal transduction; regulation of MAPK cascade; protein tetramerization.
GGCCCUACAGUAUUAUAGAUCAACAAAGAAGCGUCGUUUUGACUUUUCUGCAUUUUUUUCUUAUUUGUCUUGCAGACUCUUGCUAGUUAUUUUAAUUUUCACAAAGUGGUUCUUUGCCACUUAUGAUAAUCAUGUAACUUGGGGCAAACAGUUUCAUUAUCAUGUGACUUGGGGUUUUGUCUACGGUCUGCAUAUGAGUAGCAUUGCCACCUGCCACUUACCGUUGUUGGUUUCCUUGAAAUUAAGAAUUAGAAGAUUCAGGGAAUCGGAGGACGUCUUUUAAAGUUCCAACUAAAAUCAUUUGAUAUUGGAGGAGCCUCUUGAGUUUGGUCCGUGGAGCCUGGAGAUUGUUCGAAGAUGGCGGUUAAAAAGUCCGAAAUUAAACGUCUCAGCGAAGAUCAUUUGAAGAGAAAGCCGGAAGAUGUUUUUGACAUCAUCUGCAAGCUCGGAGAAGGAUCUUACGGAAGCGUCUACAAAGCCAUUGAGAAGGAAUCCGGAAUGGUUGUGGCGAUCAAGCAGGUGUCACUGGAUGCCAGCUUGCAAGACAUCAUUCAAGAAAUCUCCAUUAUGCAGCAGUGCGAUAGUCCGCAUGUUGUCAAGUAUUAUGGCAGUUAUUUCCGCGACAGCGAAUUGCUCAUCGUUAUGGAAUUUUGCGACGGCGGUUCGGUGUCUGACAUUAUGCGUCUGCGUAAGAAAACCUUAGCCGAAGAUGAAAUCGCAACAAUUCUGAGGGACACCUUGAAGGGAUUGCAGUAUUUGCACGAAAUCAGAAAAAUUCACAGAGACAUAAAGGCUGGGAAUAUUCUGCUCAACACAGACGGAAACGCCAAACUUGCAGAUUUUGGCGUUGCUGGUCAGCUUACCGAUACAAUGGCGAAAAGAAAUACGGUUAUCGGAACACCGUUCUGGAUGGCACCGGAAGUGAUUCAAGAAAUCGGAUACGACACAAUGGCUGAUAUCUGGAGUCUGGGAAUCACAGCCUUAGAAAUGGCUGAAGGGAAGCCACCGUAUGGUGACAUCCAUCCUAUGCGUGCUAUUUUCAUGAUACCUAGUAAACCUCCGCCUACAUUCCGCGAACCUGAUCAGUGGUCGGCUGAGUUCAUUGAUUUUGUAUCAAAAUGCCUGGUGAAAGACCCGGAAGAGCGUGCCACCGCAAUGGAUUUAUUGGAACACGAAUUUAUCCGAAACUGUAAACCAAUAUCCAUCCUCACUGACAUGAUCGAGGAAGCCAAAGUAAUUCGUGAAACGGACGCUCUGAAGAAAAGCGGUAAAGGAGUAUUUUUUGCCGAGGAGGACCAAGAUCCCGGCACCAUUGUCCUCCAGGAUGGAACGCUGCACGUGAUGGACAAUAACGACAAGACGUUGCUCGUACAGUCGCAGGAUACCCAGCCGCUGCAUCCAGAUAAUGUUAAUAACAAGUUUUCCACGAUGAUCAUCAACAACGACGAAGAGGACAGUGACGCGACCAUGAAACGUCAUGACACAGCGGUGGUCUCGUCGGAUGAAAGUUCCUAUCGGCCCAUGUAUUUGGACCAUUUCGAUGCGAAAGACAAGAAAAAUAAUAGUAAUGGACCAGCCAGCAAUCCAGAGAAGCCCGUAAAUAAUCCGCCCGCAUCAUCCCGCACAUAUCAACCAAUCCGUGCCAACGCAGCACCACGCCCGUUCAUGGACAGUGAUUUUGAUUUCCUUAAACUGCUCAGUUAUGAUGAGCUGCACAUGCGUAUGGACAAUUUGGAGAAGGAGAUGGAGCAGGAAAUUGAAGAACUUCGUCAGCGCUAUCAGAGUAAACGCCAGCCGAUUCUCGAGGCCAUUGAUUCUAAAAAGCAGCGGCAAUUGAAUUUCUAGAAACGUUCCUUCUUUACCCCCUUGUGAACGGAUGUCCGGAUUAGGAAUUCGGCAUUCUUAAUGGCUUUUAAGGGAACUUCCUGUUUAAUGGCGCUGCCACACUGCUUCGGCAUUAUGGUUCAGUCACAGCAGUGACAGUGCGUAGUACCUUGCGGUUUUUACUGUUUGUUAACUGGUGAUCUUUUAUUUUUUAUUCUCUGUCUGGUUAGCCUGUUCCAAACUCGCUUUAGUAUCUCAGUCAAGCCGGUGCCGUGUUUUUCUCUUUUUUAGCUUUUACGAAAAAUUGUUUUGCCUUUGUGUGAAAGCACGUCUGUUUUUCCUGCCAGCCAAUGACGUUCUGGGAAAAUACUCAGCCAGCUG